Messenger RNA from Phalaenopsis equestris, 616 nucleotides. Its product is annotated as subtilisin-like protease SBT4.14. Lineage: Eukaryota; Viridiplantae; Streptophyta; Magnoliopsida; Asparagales; Orchidaceae. The transcript has a single exon. The record is from RefSeq and is a predicted model, not a curated record. The annotation marks the transcript as partial.
UCCCGCCCCCCAACAAAUCCCACCACCAAACUCCCCAAAUCAGACCUCGAAUACUCCUACGGCUCCGGCCAAAUCGACCCCCUCGCCGCCCUCAACCCCGGCCUCCUCUACGAUAUCACCGAAUCCUCCUAUCUCCGCUUCCUCUGCUCCAAACACCCCAACACCACCGCCGUCGCAAUCCUCACCGGCUCCCGCAACUUCAACUGCGCUAACUUCUCCAAUGCCAAGGGAUACGACGGCCUUAACUACCCCAGCUUUCACUACAUCGUGCCGGACUCCGCUAAGCCCUCCCUCGCCACCUACAGGAGGGUUGUGACCAAUGUAGGCGGGGGGGCGGCUGUUUAUAAGGCGAUUGUGGAGGCGCCGCCGGGGGUGGAGAUUGAGGUGAGUCCGGCGAAAUUGGAGUUCAGGAAGGUGAAUGAGAAGAGGUCGUUUAGUAGCCUGGUGGUGGGGGUGGCGGCGAUUGGUGGAAGGCCGCCGUAUAUCGUGUCGGGAUCGCUGGUUUGGAGCGAUGGCGUGCAUAAGGUUAGAAGCCCUAUUGCGAUUCAUUAUACUUAGAGGGGGAUGGAUGAUUGUAUGAGAUGAGUUUUUUAUUUAUUUUGGUAUUUUAUAUUUG